Messenger RNA from Cuculus canorus (common cuckoo), 2338 nucleotides. RefSeq names its product ADP ribosylation factor like GTPase 14 effector protein (gene ARL14EP). The coding region runs from base 399 to 1181 and encodes 260 amino acids. The record is from RefSeq and is a predicted model, not a curated record. Gene Ontology annotation, cellular component: intracellular membrane-bounded organelle. Lineage: Eukaryota; Metazoa; Chordata; Aves; Cuculiformes; Cuculidae. The transcript is spliced from 4 exons.
UUUUGUAACCCAGCGCUGUAGUUCCGCGACUGAGGUCACUUGGUCUGUUCAGUCUGGGGAAGAGGGGACUGAGAGUAGAGUCUCAGCAGUUUACAGCUUCCUCAGAAGAGGAGGAGAAGAAGCUGAUCUCUUCUCUGUGCUGAGCAGUGUUGGGACCCGAACACAGUUUAUUGCUGGGCAUGAUGUCAUAUGGAAUAUUCCUCAGGAAUAUCAGUUGAGGUCAACUGUCCUCGCUGUCUUCCCUCCCAGCUUCUGGUCCACCUUCAACCUACUCCCUGACAGGGCAGUCUUAGGAGCAGAAAAGGACUUGACGCUGGUGAUCUUCAUAGAAACUACUAAAGACUUAAAAGAAUUAUUUUAGCCAAAAUAAGUGAAAUAAGUUGUUCUGACAAAGUAAAAUGGAUCCUUGUUCAGUUGGAGUUCAGCUUCAAGCUGCCAAUGAAUGCCAUAAGAUCUAUUAUACUCGUCACACUGGCUUAAAGACUAAGGAAGAUAUAUCUUCAUCUGACCUGCUGCUACUUCAGCUGAGGACUGGAAUUACCCUUUCAGGGAACAAUACAAUCUGCUUACACCAUGCAAAAAUUUACAUUGAAAGAUUUGAAGACUUACAAAAGUCAUGUUGUGAUCCCUUUAAUAUACACAGAAAAUUAUCAAAGAAAAACUUACGAGCAAUUGACUUGGAUGAUGCAACUUUUCUAACUGCCAAGUUUGGAAGACAGUUUGUACCUGGCUGGAAGCUUUGUCCCAAAUGCAUGCAGAUAAUAAAUGGAAGCGUCGAUGUUGAAUCUGAAGAUCGCCAAAGAAGAAAACUUGAUUCAGAUGGGCGGACAGCUAAGGCUUUAAAGUCUCUACAGUUUGCUAAUCCAGGACGACAAACUGAAUUCACUCCUGAAACCAGUAAAAGGGAAAAAAGAAGGCUGCAAUCAAAAAGCACAUCAUUUAAUACAGACAGACAAGUUAUACCAGCAAAGAGUAAAGUCUAUGAUAGCCAAGGACUACUACUUUGCAAUGGGAUGGACCUCUGUGAUUGUCUUGAUGAAGAUUGCCUGGGAUGUUUCUAUGCUUGCCCCAAGUGUGACUCCAAGAAGUGUGGAACUGAAUGUCGCUGUGACCGCAAGUGGGUAUAUGAACAAAUUGAGAUAGAAGGAGGAGAAGUAAUUAGAAAUAAGCACCUUGGUUAGUGUGCAUGCACGUUGUUUAUUCUGAGUAUAUAUUCCAUACUUUGAUUAAACACCACACAUUCAUCAUUUAAUGGUGUACUACUCUUAAUCAUACUACUGUCUUUUCACACUUCAUUCUACUUUAUACUCAGUCAUCCAAAAAAGUUCUCAUUGAAGUCUUCCACUGUAUUGAAGUAUGAAGCACUAAAUUUUCAACAUAUCCUGAACCACUCACCAUCAUUUCAGAUGUCGUUUUUUAGUGUACCAUUUCCACGUAGCCCUCAUUUUACCUUCUGUAGUUCAGAUCUCAUAAUUUUGAAUCUGAGUUAUAUGAAACACUUCAAAAGUUCCAAGUGAAUUUACAUGCAGUAUUAAUCAAGUUCUCUCCAGUAUUAACAGUGAAUGCCGUUAUCUUCUAUAAAUUUUCCCAGCUGCAUCUUAUAAAUUCAAUCCUGUUCACUUAAAUGGAUUCAAAGGUGUUUAGGAAUUCAGAUCCCAUCCAAGUUACUGGAAUUUGAGAUCAAGUUAUCCCUGCAAGUUCAAGCCUCACCAAUGAAGUGUUAUAAACUAUCAAGGCAUUGAAAAAUAUGUUUAAUUAUUAUACUGUUCUGUUGGUUUCUGUACAAUGCAAUUGAAAUAAUUUUGCUGUAUUUGUUACUGGUCUGUAAUUGAACGGACUGGUACUUAAACAGCCCCCUCCCCCUUUUUUAUUUUUGCUUGGUUUUAAGGGAAAUGUUUACAUGCAAUUGAAUUGAAAUUUUUUGGUUGAUGCCAUAUCUAUUAUUGGAAUGUUUCAAUUUUACAGUCUAACAAGAUCUAUGGAAAAAAGAUUUUAUAAUUGAAAUCUUAGUAAAAUUGUUAUUCCUUGGUAUUUUUCUUGUGUUUUGGAUAAAAUUCCUACUUCUAUGGUAGACUUGAAAGAUCUAUAUGUUUAUUGGGUCACAUUUAUUCAAGAGCUGUUAAUUGUGGAUUUCUGAAGAUAUAUUUUUUGAAGUUGUAUAAUCUUGCUAUUUGUUUAGAGUACUUUCUUUUCUGACUGUGUGUCGUAAGGGCUGCAUAGCUGAAGUCCAAAGCUGUGCUUUGAGUUGUACUGACCUCUGCUGGUCCUGGUCAAGUAUAAGCAUGAACUUAUACUAUAUUAUUAUUAAAUCUGCUACAAAAAAAAACAGUUCUUUUUU